Molecule: messenger RNA, 7662 nt
Organism: Verruconis gallopava
Lineage: Eukaryota; Fungi; Ascomycota; Dothideomycetes; Venturiales; Sympoventuriaceae
Exons: 4
Coding region: 611-7096 (2161 amino acids)
Biological process (GO): intracellular signal transduction; cAMP biosynthetic process
Molecular function (GO): protein binding; adenylate cyclase activity; magnesium ion binding
Source: RefSeq, a predicted model, not a curated record
CGUAGCACAGGCAGCGCCGGCGUUGCUCUGCGCAGGACGCCGCGCGUGGAUGCGAGGGCGCCCGUCUGCGUCUGAACGCACAAGGACGUGGACGCGGGAGCAUGUGCGACAGCGCCGGCAAGGUGUUUGUCCCCAGGCCAGCGCCGCUGCUCGCAUUCCGCCCGCCCUGGCCGCUCCCGCGCUGCUCGCAAACCUCCACCGCACACGCUCCCGCUCGCAAAACACUCGCCCAACCCCAAGCGCUACACGUCAACGCAGCCUCCUCCAACCUCAUCCGCCUUCGCAUCAGCCCGCUGCUUCCGCCUCCUCCCUCUCCAACUCGUCCGUGUGGAUCGUCUGUCCAUCGCCUGCUUUCCCGCCGUCAACCAUGUCCUGACCGCCGUCGUGUCCACACUCGCCUCGUACACCCUCCACUCCCCCUCCCCGCCCACGGCCAGAGACGGACAUCCAUCACAGCCACCCACACGCACCCAACGCCCACCUCCUCGAUCACCGCCCACCGCCGCCCGUCCGUUCGACGUCCUGAUCGCGACGCCCGUCCACUCCGGAGACGCGCGCCCGACACAUGGCUUAGCCAGCGAAUCUCACCCCGACUCCGACCCUGACCAGCAUGACCAGACGAGACCUCGUCGCGGAGCGCCAUGGAUCCACGGCGAGCUCGGGCGCCGACAGCUUCAAGAGCACCGACACCGUCAGGAACAUCUUUCACUCCGGAGCCUCGCAGCGGCGAAGAGGCACCCCCGUCAACGUCGACACCGCUCCCAACGAGAGAGCCGCGUCCGACAAGGACGCUGACCUGUCGCCCAGCUCCGCUGCUCCUCACGGCGCUGGUGCGAUCGCCGGCUCGCACCGCGCCAACUCGCUUGCACGCAUCCCUUCGGCUAUUGCACCGUGGGAGAGCGAUGCACCGGCCGGAAACCGUGGCGGCGUGGGCAACCACCGCAAGGAACUGGGGGUGCUCGACACGCCGGGCAGCAGCCGCGCCGGCAGCAGCCAGCGCAUCCCGACCAUCAGUCGCCAGCCUCCGACCGCCUCGACGCCCGUCAGCAACCCCUGGAGCCAGCCGAAUAACGGCUCCAGCGGCGUCUCCAUGCCGUCGAGCAUCUUCGGCAGCUUCUACAACGAUUCGAGCGAGGACCUCAACCAGCUCAGCCCGGGCUUGCGGCCGGGCAGCUCGCAGGAGGACAUGAGCGCGUUCCCGGGCGACGACCGCCGGCCGUCCAUCGCCAGCGCAACCACCGUCAGCAGCAGCAACUCCAAGUCGAGUGUCGGCCGUCAGUUCCAGAAGAAGCUUCAUGGCUUCUUCGGCGACGAUUUUCCCGGCCUCGAGAACGUCAACAAAGGCGCAGAGUCAAGCCCGUCCGGCGCCGCCACGCCGGGCAUCACCGGCGCCGCCUCCCUCUUCGCCCAGAAAGCGCGCAACCGCAAGAACUCGGCCCAAAACAGCAACGCUCUAGACGUCAGCAGGCCCAUCUCGCCCACGGGCUUCUCGAGGCCGCAGACGCCUUCGCACACAAGCGAGGUCACGCCUUGGGAGUUCCAAGAUGUGAGAGGAGGCAAAAAGGAGCUCCCCGGCCCUUCGAACGAAUCGUCAUCAUCGACGCCACGAUCGCGAGGCAAUCAUCACCACCAUCACCGUCUGCACCUUCCGGGCCACCGACACACGCGAAGCAAGGAGGAGCCCAAGACGCAGGACUUCUCCACUGACGUCCCGCUUCGCCCCGUCGUCAGCCGCGAGGAGAGUGGCUCCUCGGCCCGCCGAAAUGACUUCACCUCUGCCUUCCCCUCCGCGAUGAGCUCCAUCUCCAACCUGUCCAUCUCCAACCGACCGACGAGCCCGAGUCCUAGUACGACGAGCGCUAUGAGCCAAAAGUCGCCGCAGUUUCCCCAGAGCGCUGGCGCCGGGGCCGGUGGCGGCAAGAGAAGCCUGCUCGACAAAUUUCGAAGCCGGCACAAAUCCGAAAAGGGCACCGGCGGCACGACGACGCCCACCUCGGACGCGCAGUCAGGCGUGGGCGUUGGAGCAAGCCUGAGGGACCAGCUAGGCUCGAACGUCAGCCUGCAGCAGCCCAAGUACAAGCCCGGCAAGCUUGAGCUGCCCGUUCAAAACGGCAAGAGAAAAGGCAGCGAGAGUGCCGGCACAACAAAGAAGGGCAGCAUCAUUCCGGGAGACCGGCUGACGGGUGGCAAGCAUGCCAGGCUGCCGUUUAUCAGCGCCAAGAAGGAGAGCGUUUCGCAGCCGUCGGGACCGCCGGGCAGGGACCCCAACGAGGUCGGCGGCAGCAGCGAGGAGAGCGGCGCCCUGUGGAACCUGGACACGGACCUCACAUCGAUGGAGGGCAUCAUCUCGACGCAGCGGCCGCCAAUGACGCCUCCGGGAGGUGGCGUCAUUGGCGACAUCUACACCGGAUGGGGCCAGGCCAAGGACAAGCAGCAAGAUGACGGGAAGAAUGACCACGACGCUGACACGGGCACCUGGGACGCCCCAGACUCGUGGGCGGUGAAAAAGGUAGCCGAUGAGAAUCUGAGCCGCAUGAAGGAGCUCGACGAAAACGGCCAGCCUGUCAGCGAGGAGAACGUGGGCCCGCCGUAUUGCGUGCGCAUCUUCCGCGCCGACUCCACGUUCGCCGUCCUCUCCGUCGGCCUGAACACGACGGUGCAGGAGAUCAUCGGCCUGAUCGGCAAGAAGACCUUUCUCCAGGACGAUCUGGAGAACUACCAGAUCGUCAUGCGCAAGCACGACACGUCACGUCAACUCGGCCCCAACGAGCGCCCGCUCGUCCUGCAGAAGCGUCUGCUCGAGCAGGCCGGCUACCAGGAAAGCGAUCGCAUCGAGGACGUCGGACGUGAGGACAACAGUUACCUGUGCCGCUUUACGUUCCUGCCCUCUAAGAUGACGGGCUACUCGUCGCUCGACCGCGACCCUGGUUUCAGCAAGCUGCAGAAGUUUUCCCACAUCGAUUUGCAGGGUCGCAACCUCAUCACCAUUCCCAUCACGCUGUACCAGAAGGCGACAGAGAUCAUCUCGCUCAACCUGUCGCGCAACCUGUCUCUGGACGUGCCAAAGGACUUCAUCCAGGCAUGCACGAACUUGCGCGAGAUCAAGUACACCAGCAACGAGGCGUGGCGCCUGCCGCCCAGCCUGAGCCUGGCCAGCCGACUCACCAUGCUUGACGUGUCCAACAACCGGCUCGAGCAGCUCGAGCACGCGGAACUGCACAAGCUGCAGAGCCUGAUCAGCCUGCGCCUAGCGAACAACAAGAUCCAGUCGCUGCCGCGCAACUUCGGCCAGUACAAGGCUCUGCGGAGUCUGAAUCUGUCCUCGAACAUGCUCAGCAGCUUCCCGGACUACAUGUGCGAGCUCGAGACUCUGGUCGACCUUGACAUCAGCUUCAACGCCAUUUCCGAGCUGCCGCAGAUCGGGAAGCUGAAGAGCCUGGAGCGCCUGUGGGCCACCAACAACAAGCUGUCCGGCCCCUUCCCGUCGUCGGCCGCCAGCCUGUCGAACCUGAGGGAACUGGACGUGCGUUUCAACGCAAUCGACAACAUCGACAUUCUCUCGCAGCUCCCCAAGCUCGAGUACCUCAUGGUGGGCAACAACAACAUCACCAGUUUCGAAGGCACGUUCAGCAAGAUUCGCGUCUUUCACCUGAACAACAACCCCGUCACGCGCUUUGGGUUUGCGACGCCGGUGCCGACCCUUUCAAAUCUUAACAUUGAGCGCGCAAAGCUGGCCGCCCUGCCCGACGACCUGUUCGUCAAGAUGCCAAACCUCACGAGGCUCACGCUGGACAAGAACCACUUCGUCAGCCUGAGCCCACAGAUCGGCAAGCUGACAAAGCUGGAGUACUUCAGCAUGGCGCAAAACAUGCUGUCGAGCCUGCCUCCAGAGAUUGGGCGGCUGACGGAGCUGCGCUACUUGGACCUGAGGGAAAACAAUUUGAGCAGCAUGCCCAGCCAGAUCUGGUUCGCGAGGAAGCUCGAGACGCUCAACCUCUCGUCCAACGUGCUGAGCACGUUCCCUAAGCCAGGCGCGCCGAUGCCCGCACUGCCGGAGAGCCAGCAGGGCACCCCAACGAGCACCCCGGGUCCGGCAGGGCCCCCUUUUGAAGGAGACGAGCUCGGCAGGCUCGAGGACUUCAACGCGAGGAGACCUAGCCAUGCGAGCGCCACGAGCGGCGGCUACCUGAGCGCCAGUCCGAGCAACGGCUCGCGGAAGGGCUCCGUCAGCUCUUCGUACUCGCCGGCGACGAGCAUCGUCGCAAACGGACGGCGACCAAGUGCGGCGACGACGGCCAAGGGCUCCGACGGCACCAUCACACCCGUCUCGCGCAAGGAUUCCAGCCUGAGCAGCCGCAUGCUAACGACCUUUGCCGGAUCGCUCACAAAACUGUAUCUUGCGGACAACCGGCUGCAGGACGAAGUGUUCGACGAACUCGCACUGCUACCGGAGCUGAGGAUCUUGAACCUUAGCUACAACCUGCUGUACGACAUCCCGCCGCGCACGCUGCGGAGGUGGACCCAGCUCACCGAGCUGUAUCUGUCCGGGAACGACUUCACAGCGUUGCCUGCCGAGGAUCUCGAGGAUGUGAGCGGCCUGCGGGUGCUCAUGAUCAACAACAACAAGUUCCAGGUGCUUCCCGCCGAACUAGCCAAGGUUCAGAAGCUGUCCGUCAUGGACGUGGGCAGCAACAUGCUCAAGUACAACGUUUCCAACUGGCCCUACGACUGGAACUGGAACUGGAACCACAAUCUCAAAUUCCUCAACAUGUCCGGCAACAAGAGGCUCGAGAUCAAACCGAGUGGUAACUACCAGCGUGGCCAAAAAGACCUCACCGAUUUUACAAGCCUUCAAAAGCUCAGGGUUCUCGGUCUCAUGGACGUGACGCUCAUGGUGCAGAGCUGGCCAGACCAGACCGAAGACAGACGCGUGCGCACAUCAGGCUCGACGGUUGGCCCGAUGGCGUACGGCAUGGCAGACUAUCUCGGCCGCAACGACCAUCUGUCCACGAUCGACAUGGUCGUCGAUCGUUUUCGCAGCCACGACGACGAAGUCAUCCUCGGCAUGUUCGACGGUCAGCCGAUCCCCACGGGAGGGUCGAAGAUUGCCAAGUAUCUGUACGAGAACUUCAAGAACAAGUUCCUUGGCGAGCUCGAGAAAUUGAGGCCCGAGGAGACGCCGAGCGACGCCAUGAGGCGAACCUAUCUCGCGCUCAACAAGGACAUUGCCGUCGCGGUCCAGGCCGCCGACGAGGCGCGCAACACGGGCCACAGAGGCUCGAUUGCCGGUCUCGAGCUGGGCGUGGACGACCUACAUUCGGGAUGCGUGGCCACGGUCCUGUACCUCAAGGAGAUGGAGCUGUACGUCUCCAACGUCGGCGACGCGACGGCGCUCCUGAUCCAGUCCGAGGGCGGCCACCGGGUCAUCACGCGCAAGCACGACCCGGCCGAUCCGGCCGAGCGGCAGCGCAUACGCGACGCCGGCGCAUUCGUGUCGAGGCACGGCAAACUCAACGACGUGCUCGAAGUUUCGAGAGCGUUUGGCUACAUUCACAUGGCACCUGCCGUCAUCGCCGCCCCACACGUGAGCCAGAUCACGAUUCGGGAAUCGGACGAGAUGGUCUUGAUCGCGUCGAGGGAGCUGUGGAAGUUUCUCUCGCGCGACUUCGUCGUCGACAUGGCUCGCUCGGAGCGGGGCGACCUCAUGCGUGCCGCCCAAAAGAUCCGUGACUUGGCCAUUGCGUUUGGCGCGUCCGACAAGCUGAUGGUCAUGAUCCUCGGCGUCAGCGAUCUGAGAAGGAGGGAGCGUGCCAGAUACAGGACGCACAGCAUGAGCAUGGGACCUUCUGGCGAGGUCAACGACUUCUUCACCACGAAUCGCAAGCGUAGAGGCAGGGAGCAGGUCGGAGAUUCGAAAUUGGCGCGGCUCGAUCAAGAGGUCGAGGCACCGACGGGCGAAGUCACCCUCGUGUUUACCGACAUCAAGAGCUCCACCCUGCUGUGGGAGACUUAUCCCAUCGCCAUGCGCUCGGCCAUCAAGAUGCACAACGACCUCAUGAGACGGCACCUUCGAAUCAUUGGUGGCUACGAGGUCAAGACGGAAGGCGACGCCUUCAUGGUCGCGUUCCCGACGGUGACGAGCGCGCUUCUGUGGUGCUUCACCAUCCAGAUGCAGCUACUAGAAGUGGCCUGGCCGCAGGAGAUCCUCAACAGCGUCACCGGUCAGGAGGUCUGCGACGCCGACGGCAACGUCAUCUUCAAGGGCUUGUCUGUACGGAUGGGCAUCCAUUGGGGCACCCCCGUGUCGGAAGUCGACCCGGUCACCAAGCGCAUGGAUUACUUCGGCCCGAUGGUCAAUCGCGCCAGCAGAAUCUCGUCCGUGGCCGACGGUGGGCAGAUCACCGUCUCGUCGGACUUUAUUGCUGAAGUUCAGCGCCUGCUCGAGACACACAUGGAGUCCGACCGCACCCCAAGUACAGGUUCGGACGAUGCCAUGGAGCAAGACGUCAUUUCUCAGGCAAUCCGACGCGAGCUGCGAGCACUCAUGUCGCAGGGGUUUGAGGUCAAAGAUUUGGGCGAGCGUCGCCUCAAGGGCCUGGAAAAUCCAGAAUACAUCUACCUCAUGUAUCCCCACGCUCUGGCAUCGCGUAUGACGGUGCAGCAACAACACGCUGAAGCGCAGGCGGCCCUCCAGCAGACUGGUGUCACGCAAGUGCGAGAAUCACAACUCACCAUCGAUCUGGACAACGUGUGGGACCUUUGGAACGUGAGCCUGAGGCUUGAAAUGCUUUGUUCGACACUGGAGUGCCCUGGCAGCACAAGUUUGAAACCGCCAGAGACGGCUCUCUUGGAGCGUAUGAAAGAAAGGGGUGGGGAGGUGACGGACCGGUUCCUGAUAAACUUUGUCGAGCAUCAAGUUUCGAGAAUCGAGUCAUGUAUCACCACCCUUGCUCUGCGAAACAUGGUGCGUCCCUUCAAGUACGGCAUGUUGAGCCAGGCGUGCCCUAUGGACGAGGUGCUUGGUGCUCUCGCCGAUCAACUGAACGAGCUAAAGAUUCUCAAGGAGAGUGUGGGCUUUGAAAUGUCUCCUUCGUGAUACAUCAACCUUGUUUUUGGGACGGGAAGGACCUGUUUGGUUUUUUUUUUUUUAAAAAAAAAAAAAAAAAUAUGGUACCGCUUCAAGGCGGCCCCCGAAGCGGGCGCACGUGGCAUAUGAUAUUCCACCUGCCCAGCAGUCGCUUACCGUGCGAUUACAUCGACACCCUGCCUAUCUAAGAUACUUUGACGCCUUUUUGUAUACAUCUGUUGAAAGAGCCCGGGCAUGACAUGCAGAGAACUCCUGUGGGACCUGGGAAAAAAGUCCCUACGUGCUGAUGAUUGCGAUCACGACCUCCUUUCUAUUGUGGCGUUCCUGUUACGAAACCCCUCCCCAUUUGUCAAGCGCGUGUGAGCGCGUGCAUCUUGGUACCUUCACUUGGCAGAGAAGGAAUUGGAAAGAUACCUAUUGUUUUAUUAAAGGUAGCCACGGCAUUGUAUCGUGCUGCAUGUGUAUGUGUGUGUGCAUAACACCUUUGGAUGGCUCGGUCUUAGCUACACGUAUAAACCUACACGUCGCUUUUGACGCCAGCAGAAUCAAGAUCACGUAUAUAUAUCUUUUUUCGA